This is a messenger RNA of Dictyostelium discoideum AX4, 498 nucleotides long. RefSeq names its product argonaut-like protein (gene agnF). The transcript is spliced from 2 exons. The record is from RefSeq and is a predicted model, not a curated record. Bases 1 to 498 code for a protein of 165 amino acids. Gene Ontology annotation, molecular function: RNA binding. NCBI's taxonomy places the organism in Eukaryota, Evosea, Eumycetozoa, Dictyosteliales, Dictyosteliaceae.
AUGACUUAUCUUUGUGAUAAAAAAAGAGAAGUUGAAGGGGAUAUUGAUGAAGAGAAAGGUUCUACUAAAAGAUUUAAGUCACAAGGUAAUAUUGAAUAUGGGAAUCAAAAACAAUUUGAACCAAUCAUCACUCACUCUUCACAGUUGGCUCCUUCAUACCAAUAUCCACCACAUCAAUAUCAAUAUUAUCCACAUCAAUAUCCGCCAUACCAACAACAAUACCCAUUACACUAUCAAUAUUAUAAUCAAAAUCAACAACAUUUCUUUGAUUCCUCUUCUCAAAAUCAACAAUAUCUACCACAGUUUCAUCAAUAUCAUCAACCUUACUUGAUACCUCUUCUCAAAAAAGAGUUAAUUGGUAGUAUUGUAAUUACAUUGUACAAUAAUAAAACCUAUAGAAUCAAUUCUAUUGAAUGGAAUAAAACUCCAGAAACCAAGUUUACUCCCAAUAUUGGUAGUGAUAUGUCUUUUGAAAACUUAUGGACAAAAAGUUACUAA